GCGGUUGGCAUAAGGUUGGUCAAUGCCUUACAACAAUCUCCUGUUCCCCUCUGCUUCUGUUUCAGCUAUCGAAUGUAUCGCAAAAAUCAACAGACCGGCUUUCCUGCUCUCAUCACAAUAUUUUCAGCGCCUAAUUACCUUGACGUUUACAAUAACAAAGCCGCCAUUCUCAAGUAUGAGAACAAUGUGAUGAACAUUCGUCAAUUCAAUUGCUCACCGCAUCCCUACUGGCUUCCAAACUUCAUGGAUGUGUUCACUUGGUCUCUUCCCUUUGUUGGUGAAAAGGUCACCGAAAUGCUUGUCAGUGUAUUGAAUAUUUGCUCCUCGGAUGAACUCUUCACCGAAGACAAUGAAGACGAUAGUGAGUUUUGCAUAUCAUUUUUUUUGGAGGAGAAUGAAAGUGUGCUGGAGUUGAAGGGUCUCACUCCCAAUGGAAUGCUUCCAAUUGGUCUGCUUUCAGAGGGUCGUGAAAAUCUCAAACAAUCUGCAUUGGCGCCUCAUGCUAAAAUCAGCUCUUUUGCUGAGGCCAAGGCGAUUGACAAGAUCAAUGAGCGAAUGCCACCAGCUCAGGCAUUAGCUAAUCCGAAGGACUGCGUGGCUGCCUUUAUCAAGGCUGCCGAGGAUUCGACCAAUGCUCCUUCCACGGUGAAGAAUGCCACCGCCACCACCACCACCACCACCACCGCCACCACGACUAGUACCACUUCUGCUCCCACGGCGAAAAAGGGCUCAGGUGGGAAGAAGUAG
Molecule: messenger RNA, 747 nt
Organism: Hydatigera taeniaeformis
Lineage: Eukaryota; Metazoa; Platyhelminthes; Cestoda; Cyclophyllidea; Taeniidae
Source: the annotation of a GenBank genome assembly